AUGAAUUCUAGCAAACAUCAUAAGACGAAGAAUAACGAGAAUAAAAAACGUGCUCAUCGUACGAAGAAAGUUAAAACGGCUGAUCAAUUGGUCUCAUCCAGCAGCAGUGAGUCGACGUCAUCCAGCAGCAGUGAGUGGACGUCAUCCAGCAGCAGUGAGUCGAAGUCAUCCAGCAGCAGUGAGUGGACGUCAUCCAGUAGCAGUGAAUCGACGUCAUCCAGCAGCAGUGAGUCAACGUCAUCCAGCAGCAGUGAUUGGACGUCUUCCAGCAGCAGUGAUUCAACGUCAUCCAGCAGCAGUGAGUCAACGUCAUCCAGCAGCAGUGAGUCAACGUCAUCCAGCAGCAGUGAGUCAACGUCAUCCAGCAGCAGUGAUGGGACGUCUUCCAGCAGCAGUGAGUCAACGUCAUCCAGCAGCAGUGAGUCAACGUCAUCCAGCAGCAGUGAGUCAACGUCAUCCAGCAGCAGUGAGUCAACCUCAUCCAGCAGCAGUGAGUCAACGUCAUCCAGCAGCAGUGAUUGGACGUCUUCCAGCAGUGAUGGACGUCUUCCAGCAGCAGUGAUUGGACGUCUUCCAGCAGCAGUGAUUGGACAUCAUUCAGCAGCAGUGAUUGGACGUCUUCCAGCAGCAGUGAUUGGACAUCAUUCAGCAGCAGUGAGUAUUUGUUAUUUAGCAGUAGUUACUGGACGUCAUCCAGCGGAUUUUUCUGGAGCUGUAGCAGAUGCUAGAUUUCACACCCUAAGAAACGUGGUGAGGACCCUCGAUUGUGGUCCUGGUGUUAUGCCAGGUGCUAUGCAAGGUGCUAUGCCUCGUGCUAUGCAAGAUGCUAUGCAAGAUGCUAUGCCAGGUGUUAUGCCAGGUGCUAUGCCUGGUGCUAUACCAGAGGCUAUGCAAGAUGCUAUGCAAGGUACUAUUUCAGGUGCUGUGACAGGUGUUAUUCCAGGUAUUAUGCCUGGUGCUGUGACAAGUACUGUACCAGGUGUUAUGCCAGGUGCUGUACCAGGUGCUGUGCCAGGUGCUAUACCAGAGGCUAUGUAA
Penaeus indicus is the source of this 1038-nucleotide messenger RNA. Its product is annotated as osteocalcin 2-like. NCBI's taxonomy places the organism in Eukaryota, Metazoa, Arthropoda, Malacostraca, Decapoda, Penaeidae. The transcript has 5 exons. The coding region runs from base 1 to 1038 and encodes 345 amino acids. The record is from RefSeq and is a predicted model, not a curated record.